AUGGCGCUGAGGCUCUGGGGAACACGGUCACUCUCGCUUGUUGGUCUUGGAGCCCUGGUCCUGGUUGUGACUCUCCCUGCUGAUGCUGGGCUUUCUCAGAAACAUGUUUCAGACGUCGUCGAUGACAGCAAGGACAACAUCACCAUAUUCACUCGCAUCCUGGACAGGCUCUUGGAUGGAUAUGACAACCGCCUGAGACCUGGACUUGGAGACAGCGUAACUGAAGUCAAGACAGACAUUUACGUGACAAGUUUUGGCCCUGUCUCGGACACAGAUAUGGAAUACACUAUUGAUGUAUUCUUCCGGCAAUCCUGGAGAGAUGAAAGGCUGAAAUUUGAUGGUCCCAUGAAGAUACUUCCCCUGAACAACCUGCUGGCCAGUAAGAUCUGGACUCCUGACACCUUCUUCCACAACGGGAAGAAAUCUGUCGCCCACAACAUGACGACACCCAACAAGCUGCUGCGCCUGGUGGACAACGGCACCCUCCUGUACACCAUGAGGCUAACGAUUCACGCAGAGUGCCCCAUGCACCUGGAGGACUUCCCAAUGGACGUGCAUGCUUGCCCACUGAAAUUUGGGAGCUAUGCCUACACGAAGACGGAGGUGAUCUACACCUGGACACUGGGGAAGGAUAAAUCAGUGGAGGUAGCAAAGGGUGGAUCUCGCCUGAACCAGUAUGACCUGCUGGGCCACGUCGUUGGGACAGAGAUGGUUCGAUCCAGCACAGGGGAGUAUGUCGUCAUGACCACACACUUCCACCUCAAGAGGAAGAUCGGGUACUUUGUGAUCCAGACCUACCUGCCCUGCAUUAUGACAGUCAUCCUGUCCCAGGUCUCCUUCUGGCUUAACAGGGAGUCUGUUCCUGCCCGAACGGUUUUUGGUGUCACCACCGUCCUCACCAUGACCACGCUAAGCAUCAGCGCAAGAAACUCUUUACCUAAAGUGGCGUACGCGACGGCCAUGGACUGGUUCAUAGCCGUCUGUUAUGCCUUUGUGUUUUCUGCGCUGAUCGAAUUUGCCACCGUCAACUACUUCACCAAGCGCAGCUGGGCUUGGGAUGGCAAGAAGGUGCUGGAGGCCCAAGAGAUGAAGAAAAAAGAGCCAGUGGCACUGGCGAAGAAAACCAACAACACCUACAACAUUGUUGGCACCACAUAUGCCCUCAACAUUGCCAAGGAGCCCGGCCUGCCCACCAUCUCCAAGAGUGCUGCCGCCACUGCUACGGCCACCAACAUCCCCCCCAAGAUGCCCCGCAUAGAGGAGAAGCUCCCAGAGAGUAAGAAGACAUACAACAGUGUCAGCAAGGUAGACAAGAUGUCCCGCAUCGUCUUUCCAGUUCUCUUUGCCAUUUUCAACUUGGUCUACUGGGCCACAUACGUAAACCGGGAGUCAGCUAUCAAGGGAAUGAUCCCCAAACAAUAAAACCAGUCACACAAACCUUCCAUCACUGAGCACCAUCCAGGCAGGAAUUCUCCAGGGCUUUCUUCUUUCCUCUUUUGGUUAAUUAUUAUGGUUCAUUUGAUAUUAUUAUUAUUACUACUAUUAGAUCAUUCUUUUAUAAUGUAAACAAAACUGUGACUUUAAUUUAAUCCUCUAUGCUUCAGUUGCAUUUUAGUUUGUAUAUGAUGGCGAAAGGGGGAAAAAAAAAAAGGA
Apaloderma vittatum (bar-tailed trogon) is the source of this 1653-nucleotide messenger RNA. It is a transcript of the gene GABRA3, whose product is annotated as gamma-aminobutyric acid (GABA) A receptor, alpha 3. The coding region runs from base 1 to 1422 and encodes 473 amino acids. The transcript has 9 exons. Gene Ontology annotation, cellular component: dendrite membrane; synapse; neuron projection. Gene Ontology annotation, biological process: nervous system process; synaptic transmission, GABAergic; monoatomic ion transmembrane transport. Lineage: Eukaryota; Metazoa; Chordata; Aves; Trogoniformes; Trogonidae. Gene Ontology annotation, molecular function: transmitter-gated monoatomic ion channel activity involved in regulation of postsynaptic membrane potential; GABA-A receptor activity; GABA-gated chloride ion channel activity. The record is from RefSeq and is a predicted model, not a curated record.